Alnus glutinosa is the source of this 1054-nucleotide messenger RNA. RefSeq lists its product as uncharacterized. The transcript is spliced from 4 exons. The record is from RefSeq and is a predicted model, not a curated record. The coding region runs from base 55 to 768 and encodes 237 amino acids. NCBI's taxonomy places the organism in Eukaryota, Viridiplantae, Streptophyta, Magnoliopsida, Fagales, Betulaceae.
UAAAGGGCGGUCAUUUUUUACCGGCCACUCUAUAUCCAAAUCAUCAGAACGAGAAUGGAGAGACCGAAGCACAAGACCACGAUGUUACCGUCGGGUUUGUUCUUGUUCGUCACACUCUUUGUCUUUGCUGUCAAUGUUCAAGCCCAGACCUUGCCACCUGCGAAGAUCGACGGGUUCGUCUACGAAAAUAUCCGAGUUAACUCGGACACGAUCAUUAUCGAAGCCUUCUACGACCCGGUUUGCCCAGACAGUAGGGACUCGUGGCCACCUCUCAAACAAGUCCUUAGCUACUACGGCUCUCGCGCUUGGCUCGUCGUUCACCUCUUUCCGUUACCUUACCAUGACAAUGCAUUUGUUGCAUCUCGUGCUUUGCAUAUAGUAAAUUUGUUGAAUGCUUCUGCUACUUUCCCCUUGCUGGAGCACUUCUUCAAGUAUCAGGAGCAAUUUUACAAUGCCCAAACUCGGAACUUAUCUAGGGCUUUUAUCGUCGACAAGAUCGUGAAGUUUGCAACAGAAGUAGUUGGGAGCUCCUAUUAUUGUACUAUCAAAUCCGGCUUCAAUGACACAAAAACUGAUCUCAAAACAAGGGUUUCUUUCAAGUAUGGUGCUUCCAGGGGGGUGUAUGGGACACCUUUUUUCUUUGUUAAUGGAUUUUUGUUGCCUGAUGGUGGCUCCACUAUAGACUUCAAUGGGUGGAAAAAGAUCAUUGACCCAUUAAUUGGCGCCCACGGCAUCAAGGGCCAGGAGACUCUGCAUUUCUUCUUAUGAAGGAUUUGACUUUGGCAGUUGUCGCUUUGCUCUAGUGUGCGGAUAGAAUCAAGAGUCAGCACCUUGCCAGUAGGCCAUAGCACUCAUCUCUGUCUCUCUAUUCUAGUAGCUUCCAUGGAAAUAUUCGUGCAAUAAGUGCUUUGGUAUUUGAUGUCAAUUACGACUUCAUUCAAUGGGAGUGAUGCUUCUCUCCAUUUCAAUUUCAAGAUAAGCCAUUUUAUAAUCAUGAUUUAAUGUUAUUGUAUUUGUCACAGUAAAUAAGGCUAUAUCAGUUAAAUAUUUUAAA